Molecule: messenger RNA, 861 nt
Organism: Ipomoea triloba (trilobed morning glory)
Lineage: Eukaryota; Viridiplantae; Streptophyta; Magnoliopsida; Solanales; Convolvulaceae
Exons: 1
Coding region: 1-861 (286 amino acids)
Source: RefSeq, a predicted model, not a curated record
AUGUCGAAAACUAUGAGGAAGCAUUUUACGCAGUUGGAAUUUGCUAAACAGAGAGAAGGAGAACAUUUAUCGGCCUUCGUGGAAAGAUGGAAGAGCGCGAUGGCAAAGAUCGAGCCUUUGGACGAUCGGACCGCAAUCAAUUUAUUGUUAGCAUCCCUCUCAGCGGGGCCACUAUACCAAGACCUCAUUGUACAACCUCCGGAUACGUAUGAUGAGGCUGUUAAGCGGAUGGUUGACCAUGCUACCGCCACGGAAGCAAACAACGCCAAGCGACUACAAGAGUCCGGUCAAGGCUGUAAAGAUCAGAAAAGAUUUCCCGACCAACAGCGAAAAGACCAAGACGGAAACCUGAUCUACACGCCCUUGACCCGACCGAUGGCCGAGGUAUUGGAGUAUGCUCAAGCUUGUCACAUGAUCCAGUUGCCUGCCCCCGCAAGGGACUGCCCGAACAAGAACAAGUACUGCACUUACCACCGGAAUCGAGGGCACGACACCGAGGAGUGCCAUGUUCUGAAGGGUUUAAUAGAAGACCUACUGAGAUCGGGGGAGCUGGCCCAGUUUGCUAAAAAGAAAAAGAAGAAUCGCAGAUCGUGGAAAAAGUUUUUCAAGAAGUCCGAUAAAGAGGGCAAAGGUAAAGAGCCCGACCAAGAUCGAGAACCCCCGCCGCAGGGAGCAAAACAAGUCAUCCAUGUGAUCUUUGGCGGGCCUAAGGGUGGAGACGACCCCGACGAGCGUCGAACCUGGUCUCAAGACCUGCCAGUAUGCUCAAUCGAGUCAAGUCGACCAGGCAAAAGAUUGAAAGAAGAAUCCAUCACGUUCACCGACCAUGAUUUACCACAGGGAGGUGAUAGAUCGGCUUAA